AAUGCUAUUUCUUCUAGUAUCAAAAGUGUUAUUUUAUAUCUUGAGAAUACUGAAGAAUCAGAUAAUAAUGAAAAUGUUGUUGAUUUGGUAAAAGUCUUACCAAAAAAGCAUAAAAAAUGA
This is a messenger RNA of Cetraspora pellucida, 120 nucleotides long. Lineage: Eukaryota; Fungi; Glomeromycota; Glomeromycetes; Diversisporales; Gigasporaceae. The record is from the annotation of a GenBank genome assembly.